This is a messenger RNA of Fusarium redolens, 1014 nucleotides long. Its product is annotated as WD40-repeat-containing domain protein. The transcript is spliced from 3 exons. The record is from RefSeq and is a predicted model, not a curated record. Gene Ontology annotation, cellular component: cytoplasm; eukaryotic translation initiation factor 3 complex, eIF3m. The coding region runs from base 1 to 1014 and encodes 337 amino acids. NCBI's taxonomy places the organism in Eukaryota, Fungi, Ascomycota, Sordariomycetes, Hypocreales, Nectriaceae. Gene Ontology annotation, biological process: cytoplasmic translational initiation. Gene Ontology annotation, molecular function: protein binding; RNA binding; translation initiation factor activity.
AUGAGGCCCAUUCUUCUUGCCGGGCACGAGCGUGCGCUCACCCAAAUUAGAUUCAACAAAGAUGGCGAUCUCAUCUUCUCCGUCGCAAAGGAUCAGCAAAUCUGCGCCUGGUUCUCCCACAACGGCGAGCGACUUGGAACCUACCACGGCCACGUAGGUGCCAUCUGGACAGUCGAUGUUAACCCCACCUCAACCAUGAUCGCAUCCGGUUCUGCCGACAACACCAUCCGUCUCUGGGAAGUCAAGACUGGCCGCCUCAUCAAGACCUGGGAGUUCCCCACCGCCGUCAAGCGAGUCGAGUUCAACGAAGAUGCCACCAAGUUGCUGGGAGUUACCGAGAAGCGAAUGGGUUACCUCUCCAACAUCGUCGUCAUCGACAUCAACCCCGAUCUCAACGCUGAGCAGACCGACGAGAAGGCUCUCACUAUUGUCUGCGACGAGAGCAAGGCCACCGUUGCUGGCUGGAGUGCUCUUAGCAAGUACAUCAUCGCCGGUCACGAGGAUGGUAGCGUAAGCCGAUACGACGCCAAGACCGGUGAUCUUCUCGACAACGUUCCCGUCCAUGAACUCAAUCAGCCCAUUGUCGAUCUUCAGUGGUCUCCCGACCGUACCUACUUUAUCACCGCAUGCAAGGACAAGACUGCCAAGCUCAUCUCUGCCCGCGAUCUCGAGGUCCUCAAGACCUAUACAGCCGACACACCCCUUAACAGUGCCACUAUCACCCCCAAAAAGGAAUUCGUCAUCCUCGGUGGUGGUCAGGCCGCUAUGGAUGUUACCCGAACUUCUGCCCGUCAGGGUAAGUUCGAGGCUCGUUUCUACCACAAGAUCUUUGAGGACGAGAUUGGUCGUGUGCGAGGUCACUUCGGUCCUCUUAACACUGUCGCUGCCGAUCCCACAGGCAAGAGCUACGCCAGCGGCGGAGAGGACGGAUACGUGCGAGUUCACCACUUCGACAAGGGCUACUUCGACUUCAACUACGAGGUUGAGAGGGAACGAAUCAACCGAAUGCAGUAG